AACACGGAAGUGGCUGCUCAUGCUACCUGAAUUUCUUGUACUAAUCUUCUUAUGUAGCAAGACGGACAGUUGGUUUCGUAAAAGGACGCACGUAAAGAUUACGUGGAUCUUGUUUCGUACAACAACGCCUUAACCUGUCGGAUUUUCUGGACAUGUAAUCGGUUAUCUACGAAGAUAAAAUGGGAUCUGAAACAGGUGAACGGGCACAAUGACUGUAUUUGCUCUCCUGUUCAUUCAAAAACGAGACAGCGUCCCCCGUUUCUAUGGGCAGAUCCCUCCGACGUUACGCACAGACCCAGCUCAGCGUUGACACUCAAAAUGCGGAUGAUCACCUUCUUCCUGGUUGGACUGACAGUCCAUGUGGUCUUCUUCCUCUCCAUCUUUGACAUCUACUUCACCUCUCCCCUGGUCCAUGGCAUGACCCCGCAGGUCACACCGCUGCCACCCCCUGCGUCCAGACUGGUGUUAGUGGUGGCCGAUGGUCUCAGAGCAGACAGUCUCUUCACACUCCUCCCAAACGGCUCAUCCAGGGCCCCAUACUUGAGGAGGGUAAUGGAGGAGAGUGGUACCUGGGGUGUAUCACACACUCGCGUGCCAACUGAGUCUCGCCCCGGUCAUGUUGCUCUCAUCGCUGGCUUCUAUGAGGAUGUUAGUGCUGUUGCUAAAGGGUGGAAGGAGAAUCCUGUAGAGUUUGACUCAGUGUUUAAUGAGACCAGACACACCUGGUGCUGGGGCAGCCCUGAUAUCCUGCCAAUGUUUGCUAAAGGUGCCAGUGGAGACCAUGUGUAUACUCACACAUACCCAGCACAGGAGGAGGACUUUGCAUCCACAGAUGCCUCCAGGCUGGACAGCUGGGUGUUCACUCAAGUCAAAUCAUUCUUUCAGUCAGCAAAGUCUAACUCCAGUCUGAGGGCCAGUCUGCUCGAAGAUAAGAACGUCCUCUUCCUGCAUCUGCUGGGCAUCGACACAAACGGACAUGCUCACAGACCAAUGUCAAAGGAGUACUUAGAUAAUAUUGGUCUAGUGGACACUGGUGUAGCCGAGUUGGUGUCUAUGGUAGAAGACUUCUUUGGUCAUGAUGGCAGAACGGCCUAUGUAUUCACCUCCGAUCACGGCAUGACAAACUGGGGUUCACAUGGUGCAGGCCAUCCCUCUGAGACACUCACCCCUUUAGUGGUAUGGGGAGCAGGGGUUCAUAAUGCCCACAAAGUUACUAUACCCCAACCGUACAAUGAUAGCUUCCUACAAGAUUGGAAUCUGGAGCACCUUCGGAGAGUUGACGUCAAUCAGGCAGACAUCGCUCCCCUCAUGGCUUCUCUCAUUGGUGUGCCCUUUCCUGUCAACUCUGUGGGUGUGUUACCUCUUCUCUACCUUAACAAUAGUGACCAGUUCAAGGCAGAGAGCAUGUACACUAAUGCUAUUCAAGUACUGGAGCAAUACAAGACGAAAAUGACGCAGAAGAAGGAGACAACUUUGCCUUUUUUGUUCACCCCAUACCAACUACUGACUGAGUCAAAACAAGCGGAAAUCAUCCACAAGGCCAGAAUACUGAUUCAGCUGGAGAAGUAUGACGAUGCUAUCUCCCUGUGCCACUCUCUCAUAUCCAACGCUCUGGAUGGCUUGGUCUACUACCACACCUACGACAGGUUCUUCCUGGGUUGCAGUGUGGUGCUGGGAUUUGUAGGCUGGACCUCGUAUGUCGUCCUAGUCAUACUGAAGACUCACGCCAGCCUCAAUAGAAACCCAAGCCUCCUCAAACAGACUCCCAGCCAUACCCUGGCGAGGCUGUGUGUAUUUGUGACGGUGGUGAUCACCGUGUUCCUGCUCAUCCAAAGGAGUCCCCUCACUUACUAUGUUUACUGCCUGCUGCCUGUGCCUGUGUGGUACUCUGUCCUUAAAGAGUCUGGGACUCUCACAGAUUUGGUCCACUCAGCUCCCUCUCUGCCGCUGUGGAAGUGUUUUGGCUAUUUUGUGCUGGUGGCGUUUGGGAUCGAGCUUCUGGUGGUGAGUUUCUUCCAUCGCGCCAUGCUGACUGUGGGCCUGGCUGCCCUCUCUGUGUGGCCCUUUCUGACUGGAAUUUUUGGCAAGGCUAAGUUCCGUUCACUGAGCUGGUGUCUGGGCUGCCUGUGCUUGGCUGCGUUCCCCUUGAUGCCAGUCGUGGGCAGAGAGCCAAACAUACAUCUGGUCACCUGUGCAGGUCUACUCACUCUCUUCACCUCAGCCUGUUACCUCUGGUCAUCAUGGCAGAGAACACCACUGCACGUCAGUGACAGACAGCAGUUUGUCACCCAGAUGUUCCACGUGGCGGUGUGUGCGUACGUGCCGUCCCUCACACACUCCAGCCUGCAGCAGAAGCAGGGCCUGCCGCUUCUUAAUCAGAUCAUCAGCUGGGCCACGUUAGCAUCUUCUAUGCUGGUUCCACUGCUGAGCUCCACGCGCCUUUUCCACCGACUCCUCAGCAUAUUCCUCUCCCUCACAGCCACAUACUUACUGCUCAGCACCGGGUCAGAGGCACUGUUCCCCCCGGUGCUAUCUUGGUUGAUGUUUGCGUGGAUCAACAUCGAACAGGAAGCUAUGCUCGCGCAGGGUGUCUCUGGCAGACAAGAGCUCUCCACCAUCGAUUUCUCCGCAAACAUCGACAUCACCAAGAUCCGACAGCUGAAGCUGGAUGACAUCAGGCGAUCGUAUUUUUUUGUAUUCUUUAUAAUAACUGCUUUCUUCGGCACAGGGAACAUAGCUUCCAUUAACAGUUUUGACCCAGCAUCUGUUUAUUGCUUCCUCACCGUCUUCAACCCCUUCAUCAUGGGAGGGCUGAUGAUGUGGAAGGUUAUUAUCCCGUUCAUAAUAGUGAUGUGUACGUUUGAGACCAUCCAAGUUGCAACACAGCUCUCAUCGAGAAGUUUGUUCCUCAUUGUUCUGGUCAUCUCCGACUUGAUGGCUCUGCAUUUUUUCUUCCUGGUGCAGGACUACGGCAGCUGGUUGGACAUUGGCACCAGCAUUAGUCAUUAUGUGAUAGUGAUGUCGAUGACCAUCUUCCUGAUGUUGCUCAGUGUGUUCACACACACUCUCACCUCGCAAAGACUCAUCCUGUGGAGGAGACCCAAGAUGCACUUCCCCUAAAUAAACACGCGUUUGUGUGCGCUUGUGCAUCCGCACGUACUAGUGAAACCAAAAUGUUUAGUAUUUAUUUGACUUUUUUAGAUACCUUUAAUUUAGCAUUUGCCUUAUUGAGCCAGAGUUUGUUUAUUUAAGAUAUGGGAUGUUGUUUUGGGACUUAAUACACGCCACUUUGGAAAUCCCCUCUCAUGUAUGUCAUUUGUAGUCAGAUACUUUAAAUCAUCCUCUUACAACUGCUUAAAAAAUUGUACCACAAACAUGACUAUGGCUGAAAAUUACAUGAUGGUCUUACAUAGAGAAUUACUUAAAAGCCCAAUAUCACAUAUUACAAUUUGCCUCAGAGGGCUUUACAGCAUCCCUCUGUCUUUGAUCCUCACAGCGAAUAAGGAAAAACUCCCUCAAAAAAACCCUUUAACAGGGGAAGGAAGGAGGGAAGGAAGGAAGGAAGGAAGGAAGAGAAACUGAGGAGGGAUCCCUCCUCCGGGAUGGACAGACAUGCAACAUUCUCAGUAGAAACUACUGUCCAUAACAGUUCCUUCCUUGUAUUCAUAUAAAAUAACCACUUACUGGGGCGUCGGUGGCUUAGUGGUAGAGCAGGCGCCCCAUGUACAAGGCUGUUGCCGCAGCGGCCCGGGUUCGACUCCAGCCUGUGGCCCUUUGCUGCAUGUCACUCCCUCUCUCUCUCCCCC
Messenger RNA from Epinephelus moara (kelp grouper), 3806 nucleotides. It is a transcript of the gene pign, whose product is annotated as phosphatidylinositol glycan anchor biosynthesis, class N. The transcript has 29 exons. NCBI's taxonomy places the organism in Eukaryota, Metazoa, Chordata, Actinopteri, Perciformes, Serranidae. Gene Ontology annotation, cellular component: endoplasmic reticulum membrane. Bases 319 to 3120 code for a protein of 933 amino acids. The record is from RefSeq and is a predicted model, not a curated record. Gene Ontology annotation, biological process: GPI anchor biosynthetic process. Gene Ontology annotation, molecular function: mannose-ethanolamine phosphotransferase activity.